This is a messenger RNA of Trypanosoma cruzi, 1293 nucleotides long. RefSeq lists its product as uncharacterized. Lineage: Eukaryota; Euglenozoa; Kinetoplastea; Trypanosomatida; Trypanosomatidae. Bases 1 to 1293 code for a protein of 430 amino acids. The record is from RefSeq and is a predicted model, not a curated record. The transcript has a single exon.
AUGAGGUGGGCAGCAAUUGUGGUUAGGCGGCAGAAACAACCACCGUCGCUGCUGCAUCGUUGUAGCGGUAGUAUGAUUAUGAUUAGUAGCAGCUGUCACGGUGCCGGCAAACGGUUUCUCAGUGCUGGGGAGAUGUCGAGGUAUGAUGCGAACACAUGCAAAUCCGGCACACUCACGCAAUGGCUGAUUUCUUCAUUCCAGAGGAGGUGGCGUUAUUUCCGCGCGCAGCGGAUUUCGCGGAAGUGCUUGACUCUUGGAACGUGCGUUCUUCUUCUUUCUGUUGGCUACGUUUCGCUAUGCGUGCUGGUGGGGUGGCAGUUGGAGGCGUCCGUGCAUGCGCUUUUCCAGCCGCACGAGGAAUAUCCUCUUGAGGAGUGGUCAAAGGUGGAGCCGACUUUGCGUGAGGGCGAUGUCGUGCUGCUCAUGGGCACCGGCAUCACGAGUUGGAAGAUUGCAAUAGCGCAGUUUGCGUACAGCCUCAUGCGGCCCGCGGCCCUGAGGUUUUCGCACGUGGCAGUGGUGGUGGAGCCGGCACAACUGGAGCGCUGGUCGGCACACUCGCUCUCUUCCACUGCCGCCUCCGUGGAUGCAUCCGGGCGUUGUCGUCCCUUGUUUUCAUCCGGCACGAUUGCCGACGUGCUGCACAGGGAGCGCUCAAUGCUGCAACGAAAACAGAAACGCGGUGUGAUUUUGAUGGAGUCGGUUGAUAACCUUGACAUUCACGCCCCCGAUGUGGAUGGAAAAGUACGUCAUGAGUGUGUACAGCUUGUUGAGGCAAAUCAUCGCCUUUUUGGACGUGAAGGGGACCGCUGGUGUUACAACCGCCUUGCGGUUAGACGACUGAAGGGGUUUGAGUGGACGCCAGAGCGGAAACGCCGCCUGCGUAUGUUCAUCAAUGAAAAUGUAGGCCGCCCAAUGGACAAGAGCUCGCUGCUGACGCUAAGCUACAUUCACCCCAAACUUUAUGAGUGGACAGGGGCCCGUUCAAAGGGGACGGAAAUCAGCUGCGGCGAAUUAAUUGUCGACCUCUACAAAUUCUGCGGAGUUAUUAAAAAGAGAAUGCGGAUGGUCCCAGUGACGGAUGCCCACGCGCAGAGCGACGGUGACGUGGUUAUAAACCCCGACGGCAGCAUGAGCCGCCCCGAGUGGUACUACAGACGCCCGAGCAUACAGACGGCACCGUAUCACUUUGCCGAAGACAUGGAGGUUGGCGUGCUUGAUUUUGCGGAGGGGAUUUCUUUGGGUCCAGAGGUGCGCAUGAGUCUUCCUGGCGGGGAGAAGCAGGCGCGUUAA